AUGCGUAUAUCUCUAUCACAUAAAUUCACAGCUAUGGCUGUGACAAGUGGAGAUGGUCAAAGCGAACCAAUAGUUAAACAUGAUCGAACAGGAACUGAAACUAUGAUAGCUAAUGGUGUGUGCCUUCUGGGAAAUGCUCUAGGUGCUGUGAUGCCAAUGGGUGGUGGGGCGCUAUAUACUGUAGCAUGUGCAGCUGGUUUUGGGCUUCAACAGCAUGAAUAUAAUAGAUUUCAAAAUAGAAUGUCAUGGAUUACAAAAGUUGGAACUACUGAAGAAUUGACCGAUGUAGCGCGUCAAGUGGCUCGUAAGUUAGCUGAUUAUUAUAAAGAUCAACUACUAAGUUUGCAGCCACAAUCUGACCGAGUUUCUCAAGUUAGUCUAUGUUGUUGUACACCUUCUCGACCUAAUUGUAAAGACGAUUCUUCUGUCAAAGAAAAUUCCAGAGAGACGAUAAAUCCUACAGAACAAGUUGCUAGUUUUGGUGUCGCUGUUGCAGUACAAAUGAUUGUUGAUGGAGCUUGUGAGAAAUUACGGCUUGCAAAAUACAAAGAACCAAAAUAUUUGGCUGAUGUCAUAACUGAAAUGAUCUGUUCCGCGAGACCAAAUUUCAAAGCAAAAGUUCUUCGGCAAUUGAAUCUUGAAAAAAGUGCGAUUUUACCAUAUACACCUUUGCAAAAUCCAAAACAAGGAGAAAAACCAAGUCAAUGGUAUCUUUAUGAUUUUUACCAAAAACCUGGCAUUUAUAUUAUAGAUAAUACAAGGAUUGUUAAACAAAAUCGUUUAUCGUGGAUGAAUCCUGAGGUAUAUGGUUAUCGAUUAGGAACACUUGACGAACAUAAUAAUUUAUCUAAACUUGAUAAAAAACAAACUGAAGCUACACUAAAUACUUGUUGUUGCUAA
Rotaria sp. Silwood2 is the source of this 900-nucleotide messenger RNA. NCBI's taxonomy places the organism in Eukaryota, Metazoa, Rotifera, Eurotatoria, Philodinida, Philodinidae. The record is from the annotation of a GenBank genome assembly.